ACCAUCUCAUAAAUAAAUAAAUAGAAAAACUAAAAAUAGGUUAAAAUUAUCAGUGAACCUUAGCGGUUCUCGGGGUAUUUACUUGCCCCUCCUCCUUCUUCCCGGCCUUCUGUAUAAACCACAGCGACAUGGGCGAUCUCCGUUCCUCAGUGCUUCACUACCAUGCCUCGGUCCUUCCCUUUCCUGGAGAGCAGCAAGAUCUCAACUUCCAUCUGUUUCCGUUGACGAGAUGAGUGAGAACGGCGCCGCCAUGUGCUGCCAGCAGACUGCUUUCGCUCCCCAGAGCAUCUCACUCGAGCUUGGGGACGGGCACCAGACCGUCGAUGGUGGAAGCGAGUGCUACGACGACGACGACGGCCGGACCAAGCGGACUGGGACCUUGUGGAUGGCGAGCGCACACAUCGUGACGGCGGUGAUCGGCUCCGGCGUACUUUCGCUGGCCUGGGCGACCGGGAAACUCUUCUGGGCCAGCGAUCCCAUGACCGGGAAGCACAGCUACAACUACAUGAACGCCAUCAGAUGCGGUGGUAAAAGGAGCCGGCCGAGGACGAUUCAAAGAUAGGAAAAGCAGCUAACGUGGAGGUCAAAGUCAAGGUGAUCAAAGACAUAAAAUUGCCGGGUUAUCAAAGUUGGUUGGGCGGGUGACAGCAGCUUGAUUGGACUUGAAGGGUCCGAUCGACCUAGAGCCUCGUCUAAUCAAAUUGUUGUCUGAUAGAGCGAUAGGUUGCGCGCCAAUAGUCGGACGACUAAAUAAAGGAGAAUAGAUGUUCGCAAUUGUGACGAUCCUAUAAGGACUAGUUCAAUCGGACCGCCUGUCCGUCCGUACGAGGAAUAACUUAUUGAGCUGAGUGGCCAUGGAGAAGAACGGCCUAGAGCGAUCGGACGGGGAAUCCAAGUAGAGCGGCUCCCCCGCUCGGCCAAAUAGUGGGGCCCCUUGCUUAGGUCAUUGUAUCAUUUUGAGAGUUAGUGUCGCUGAUAACAAAAUAUGGUCAGUAGGUAAAUCGUAC
This is a messenger RNA of Zingiber officinale, 1007 nucleotides long. RefSeq names its product amino acid permease 3-like. Bases 230 to 562 code for a protein of 110 amino acids. The record is from RefSeq and is a predicted model, not a curated record. The transcript is spliced from 2 exons. NCBI's taxonomy places the organism in Eukaryota, Viridiplantae, Streptophyta, Magnoliopsida, Zingiberales, Zingiberaceae.